Molecule: messenger RNA, 4487 nt
Organism: Lactuca sativa (garden lettuce)
Lineage: Eukaryota; Viridiplantae; Streptophyta; Magnoliopsida; Asterales; Asteraceae
Product: protein DETOXIFICATION 48
Biological process (GO): xenobiotic detoxification by transmembrane export across the plasma membrane
Cellular component (GO): membrane
Molecular function (GO): xenobiotic transmembrane transporter activity; antiporter activity
Source: RefSeq, a predicted model, not a curated record
GAGAGAGAGAGAGAGAGAGAACUUAACCAUAGUUAGAUGCUGAGUUGGCAUUUUCAGUGUUUAUUCAUCAAUAGAUUGUAGGAAUUAAAUGACCAAAUUAAGUUUUAUGAAAAGUGAGAUGUUGAUGUGAUAAAUGAAUUUAAAACAAUAUAUUAACAGUGUUGUAAUAAUCCAUAAAAACAAAGAGUUGAGACAUUUCAAGAAAGGGUAAUAGAGCCAAGGAUUACAAGAGCUUCUAGCCAUGGUCCCCUUCUUAAUGCAACAUGCAUAAAUGGGUGUCUUAGAAUAUGCCAACAUUGUCAUGGCCACCACUUCAACCCUCCAUGUCACCCAUCUUGGUACCAUUUGUGUCAUUGUGUGCAAAAAUAUAUAAUAUAUAAACGUUUUCGAUGAGAUCAGAUACAUUUAAUACUGAUUCGGUCAUCAUACAUGCCAUGUUUCCUAUCGACUCUAUUUAUGUGGAAACACAUUUAGUUGUUAAGCUCUACUUAAGGAGUCUUGGCCUAUUAGUACCCACAUGAUAACACAUAUCACAUCCUCCAUGUUAUACACGAUCUUGACCUACAUAUAGCUUUCUUUAAUUAAGAGUGAAUAAUAUCAAUUCAAAUAUCAUUUAAUAUAAAAUACUUAGAUAGACUAAUAGACAUGUUUGGAUCAUAUGAAUAACCACAUAGAACUCAUGUGUCAUAGACUAUUCAUAUGUACGAAAGUAUAUGUCUCAAUUAGGCCAUGGUCAUGUCAAAAUAUUUGCAUGUAUUCACACUUCAAAUCAAACUCCAACCAUUUAAUUCCACUUGUCAAAUCUUAAAUUAAAGAUUAAUUAUUUUAAUAUCACUAACCCUUUUUGGGUUCACUUGAAAGAGAUUGGGUGGAUGAUAAAGAACCUAAAAAGAAGUAAAUUUUAAAGAUUAUCCUUACAAAACCUACUAACAGAAAGGUGAAUUCAUAUACAUAUAGUUAAAGAUACAACCUCACAAAGGGGGAAAAGAAACUAUAUAUAAUAGAACCACAAAGUGACAUUUAACAUUAUCUCUAAAAUAAAAACUCUUGGGCAAAAGUUUUUUGGCGGUUGAAAAACAAAUUUUAUAUUCCAUUUAUUUCAUAAAAAGAAACUAUAACUUGCAAUUGAUAUAUUUAAUAUUAUUAAAUAAUAAAACGGGAAAUGUCACACUAUUUCAACCGAAAUUUUACCAUUGAACUAAAAACCAUUUUUGCUAUAUAUUUUCAAUUAUUUGAUAGAAAUUGGGCAUUUUAAAUAAAUAUUGCUUCCUCAAUUCAAGAUAAGAUAUCACAACUUUCGUGGCAAUUUAUAAGCUCUUAAAAACAACCAUUUGCAACCACAAAAGGAUGCCCAUUUCAUCCUGACAUCUCUUAGAUACUAACAAGGAGAACCAUAAAUUAAAGUUGCAAGUUUCACAAACACAACAAAUGCCCAUCAAAUCAAAAAAAAAAAAAAAAAAAGCCGAGAAGGGAUCGUUAUCCUAUUCUAUUGUGACUAAUUUUUUCUUGGAUUUCUAAAUCUUAAUUUUUACAAAAUUUAGAAUGAAUAGGGUAAAUUUGAUGAAUAAUCCUUAAUCAUCUGUCUAUGAAUGUUAUUUAUUUUUCUUUAAUUGGCUUAUAGAUCAUAUACAAAACAAAAUCUGGAUACAGGAUUCCCUCUUGUUAGAAGACAUGGUAUCAUCAUCUUACUCCAUUGUUCAUAAAAAUGGAUCAUGAAGAACAAAAAAAAAGGACCCUUUAACUUCAGUUAUUUGACGUGUCAUUCUCUUAUAUUCGUUAUUUUAUAUGUCCCGUUGGAUAAAGAAAGUGGCAUACGACAAUAUAGUUUACACGGGUUACUCACUAAUAUACAUAUCUGUCUAUAAAGGGGAUGAAAGGAUAUGGGUAGGCCCCACCUCUCUCUCUCUCUCUCUCUCUCUCUCUCUCUCUCUCUCUCUCUCUCUCUCUCUCUCUCUCUCUCUCUCUCUCUCUCUCUCUCUCUCUCUCUCUCUCUCUCUCUCUCUCUCUCUCUCUCUCUCUCUCUCUCUCUCGUGUGUGUGUGUUCAAGAAAAUUAACAAUUCUUUCCAGCCGCUUUUCGAUGGCAUCUCUCUCUUUCAAAUUGGUAGGGUCGACUCGUUUAUGUAUAUAUACCCAACACCCAUGGCUUCAAGACUCCAUCAAUUCCUAAAGCUUCUCUUUCUUUCUUUACCUAAGAAAACAAAACACAAAGUAUUACUAGUAGUACUUGCUUUGCCACCAACUAACCAAAACCCCUCUCUUUCCUCCUUUUUGUUUGUAUUCUUGUUUUUGGUUUUGUGAUUGUGUUUUUCUGUUUGCACACUCUCUCUAUCUAAUAACUUUUGUAUUAUAUAUAUAGUUUCUUCUUCUUUUUUUUUUUUUUUUUUAACUUAAUUGUUUAGUUCCCUCUUUCCCUAACACCAAGAAUUUUGAGCCAUGUGUAAUCCAACACCAUCUUCCCCUUCCAAUUUUGUCAUUUCCAAGAACACCCAUUUCAACAAUCAUCAUAACAAUGACCCCCCAAAAUCUACUGAUCAUGAUGAUCAUCUUCAUUCAUGGCCAACCCCUUCCGAGGCAUUGGAGGAAAUCAAAGCCAUUGGGAAGAUUUCAGGACCCACAGCCAUGACUGGUUUACUACUAUACUCAAGAGCUAUGAUCUCCAUGCUGUUUCUUGGCUAUCUUGGUGAGCUUGAGCUCGCCGGAGGUUCACUCUCCAUUGGAUUCGCGAACAUCACUGGUUACUCCGUCAUCUCAGGUCUAGCCAUGGGUAUGGAGCCCAUUUGUGGUCAAGCAUAUGGUGCGAAACAGAUGAAACUCUUGGGAAUAACGCUACAAAGAACAGUGCUUCUACUUUUGUCAACUUCUCUCCCAAUCUCUUUCAUGUGGUUCAACAUGAAGAAUAUCUUGUUAUGGUGUGGACAAGAUGAAGAGAUUUCAUCCGCAGCUCACACUUUCAUCAUCUUCGCAAUUCCAGACCUUUUCUUACUCUCUCUUCUUCACCCUCUUCGUGUUUAUCUCCGAGCUCAGAACAUCAUUCUACCAUUAACCUACUGUUCAGCUGUUUCAGUCCUUCUGCAUGUCCCACUCAACUUCCUUCUCGUUGGGUAUUUCAAGAUGGGGAUUUCUGGGGUGGCGAUCGCGAUGGUUCUCACAAAUCUCAACUUGUUGUUCCUUCUGAUCACGUUUGUUUACUUCUCCGGUGUUUACAGAGACUCAUGGGUGGCACCAAGCUCCGACUGCCUUCGUGGGUGGUCUUCUUUGUUAGCUUUAGCGAUUCCAACAUGUGUUUCCGUUUGUCUCGAAUGGUGGUGGUAUGAACUUAUGAUAAUGAUGUGUGGAUUACUCGUAAACCCUAAAGCAACCGUUGCUUCAAUGGGGAUUCUCAUCCAAACUACAUCAUUGGUUUACGUUUUCCCAUCCGCAUUGAGCCUCGGUGUGUCAACGAGAGUUGGAAACGAGCUUGGGGCAAACCGACCAGCUAAGGCACGGAUUUCGAUGAUUGUUUCACUUUUCUGCGCUAUGGUUUUAGGACUUAUGGCAAUGGCGUUCACGACAUUGAUGAGGCACAAAUGGGGUCGGUUUUUCACUAACGAUUCAGAGAUUCUUGAACUAACUUCGAUCGCAUUACCAAUAAUCGGACUAUGUGAGCUUGGAAACUGCCCUCAAACAACUGGUUGUGGGGUGUUGAGAGGAAGUGCAAGGCCCACCAUUGGAGCGAACAUAAAUUUGGGAUCAUUUUACUUGGUGGGAAUGCCGGUGGCGAUCAUCAUGGGGUUCGUUUUGAAAAUGGGGUUCCCCGGACUUUGGUUAGGGUUGCUUGCAGCUCAGGGAACAUGUGCCUUGCUCAUGCUUUAUGUUCUUUGUAAAACAGAUUGGAUUCUUCAAGUGGAAAGAGCUAAAGAGUUAACAAAAUCACCAUCAUCUUCGUCUUCUAAACCUUCAAGAACUGCUAAUCCGGUGUUACCAGUAUCAAACAAGAAUCUGCAGCCCAAGAACUCCACGGAAGCUAAUCUUGAAGAAAUCAUGGUAUCUGAAACGAUGAAGAAGCAGGAUAAUUCUCGUUCGCUUGAAACAGAUCCACUCAUUAUGCAUUAAUGACUCGACUUCAUUUUCUUAUUCUUUUUCUUCAUCAUCUGAUGAUUGUACUUGACACCAUUUAGCCAGUAGAUGUUCUUAAUAGUCUGCAAAUCUUUUUCUCUCUCUUAGCCUUGGCUGUAUAUUGUUCUUGAUUCUGAUGCUUUUUUUGCCCUAAAAAGAUCAUGCAGUUGUAAUUGCUGAGCUAUGCAUAAAAGAAUAGAAUAAAAAUAACAUUUACAAAAAGCAUUAGUUCAUUGAUCCAUUACCUUCUGGCAUUGAUUCAGCGAUGUAAUUAGAUUAAAUUGAUUCUCAUUUUUGUAACUUACUUGUACAUGUUAUUUAUUCGAUGUACAUGAUAUUAAUAAUUUGAAAGGUCGUGAUUUAAUGAACAACUUAAUCAUGCAUACACAAA